Paramisgurnus dabryanus is the source of this 5298-nucleotide messenger RNA. It is a transcript of the gene tex2l, whose product is annotated as testis expressed 2, like. Gene Ontology annotation, cellular component: endoplasmic reticulum. Gene Ontology annotation, molecular function: lipid binding. The record is from RefSeq and is a predicted model, not a curated record. Lineage: Eukaryota; Metazoa; Chordata; Actinopteri; Cypriniformes; Cobitidae.
UUAGCCAUGUUAUGAGGCUUUGUUAGUACAAAGUCAGCACGCAUUGUGCAUAUUUUAAAGAAACGUUUGUCAUUUUUCAGCACAGAAAGAACUGCAAUUGAGAGCUACACAUUGCUUUAUCUAGGCCGAAGUAAUUGUCCUCUUUUACCCCACUUUCCUAGUAUCAUAGGGUGAAAUGUGAUGAGAAAGACUGCAGAUCUUGCUUUCAAAUGUAAUAGUUGAUGAUUUAUAUAUAGUUAAAAAUAACUAUAAUCCUUUUUUUCUGUGAUGUUGUUUUGUCAGAUUUAUUGUGGCUGUUUUGUGCCAUCAACAUGUUUUGGGUCAUGUUAUGUUAGGCUAUAUCUUUAUCUGUGAGUGGAUGUUAGAGCAGAUUUUAUUUUAAAUAGAGAUUAAAGUGGACUGCAGCCAUGCUUUCUAUAAUCAGAUUGAGAAACUACGCUUGGCCAGAUCACAUCUGGGUAGAUGGAGGCUGUGGGGGGAGGAGUUAUUUUUUAUACAGGUUCACAUAUCGGGAUGUACGAAAGAAGUGCAGUAAUCAUUCAAAAAUGCGAGUUUUAUUUUGGAGGAUCCAGAUUACCUACCGACACGCGCACAUCUGCACGGCACCGCGAGCGCAAUGAUGCCAUAAGCGCGCGCUAUCGGCUUUAAUGUAGCAGCAUUCAAUCUGAUACCAAGCUGUGUGCAGACUUAUGAAUCAUGCAAGACGUUUAAAGAAAGUGUCAGCUGUCGUGAUUGAAGCGGAGAAGUGCGACUUCAUGCUACUGACAGCACGGCGUUAAGAUGUUAUUAUUCGGUGACCCGAAAAUCCCAUGGUGCGGAAAUUAGAGAUACACCAUGGCAGGGAGGACAGGAAAUGAAGGAAUCCAUAGAUUGCCUUGUGGGAUCCAGAGGUCGGGCCUAAAGCCUCUUCCACCUGAGCAGCAGACAGCAGACAUGGACAAAAAGGGUAUCGUGAUCCAUCUGACUGGCACUGAAGGUGAAUGGGACAGUCUUGAUGACAAUGACCUCAUAUUUACAAUGGACUGUGACGGCCAAAAGUCACUCAGCUCCCUCCCAAAGAAAAUACCAUGUUCGGUUGACAUUCAGGCUGAGGAGGACUGGAGCAUCAACUCACCUGCAUUCAACGUUCCUCUCUCUCCAUCUUCCCAAGGCUCCCUAGCAGACUCUUUCACCCUGAGCUCUGGUUUCCUAUCACCUACCCACCGGCCCUUGGCCAGCUUUGUAAAGUCUUUGUCUACGGAGUUGGAUCUAAAAGACUCAUCUCUGAAACCCAAGCCGCUUCUCAGCCUCGUCAAAUCGAUUUCAACCGAGCUUUCCCGUAGCGAGCCCGAAGUGUCCCAAUCCAAGUCCGAUUCUAAGCUCAAUCUCCACCUUUUUACACAAUUCACACAGUCUAAAACCCGCAAAGGCGAUUCCCACACUGCCCCUCCGUCUCCGGUCCACCUGUCACCAACUGAGCCCAAAGCCAGUUUCUUCAAAAUGGAGCUUGAGGACACUCGACGCAAAUUCUCAGAGGCCGUGCAAGAACCUUUAAGCAUGUUCAGUAAGAUCAUGCGUGAGGACAGUGUCGGCAGUCCCAAACACCAAAAAAGCACAGGGUCAAUAGACUCCCCAAGCUACAAAGGUUUUGGAAUUGCGAAAUCGCUUACUGACUUGACAGUAGGCGAAUCUCCUAAGAGUGGAAGGAAAGCAGAUUGCGAGAUGCUGCCGCAGUGCAACUGGCCGGUAAAACGACGCAAACGAUGUGCACAGAAAUCCUGCAGUGCAUGUGUACACCAUAGUAGACAAGAAGAUGCUGGACCUAUGAUGGAGUACAGCACAAAUAAGAAUAGGACUGAUGUGGCAGACCAAUACUCCUCAUCUGUUCCAGUGGGUCUUGCCUAUGUAGCAUUGCUGUCAUACUGCUAUUUUAUCUUGCCACUGUCACCUUAUUGGUCUGGCCUGUUUCUCGGCUUAGCAUUUGGGUUUAUGCUGGGGCUUAUGCUUAUCCGAUGGAGCUCCACUGGACGUUCAUCUACCAAGCACCCAAAUAGACCAAAUUUUCUCCUUGAGCAUCAACAAAGCAAAUGUAUUUUUCUCAAGGGCUGGAUGAAUGAAAUGUACACAUAUGAUAUAGAGACCUACCACCCAUCCCUCAUGCACUCUGUGUUUGUCACAUUGGAAGGAGCCUAUUUGCGGCUUGACUACCCCCGUAACAACAUUCCCCGCUGGGCCGCCUUUGAUGAGAUCUGCUACGAAAAGAAUUUCACCCACUCUCGGAUAUUUAGACUCACUGGAAGCAAGGUAUUUCUUAUGCCAUUGGCUUUGGCACACAAGAGAGUGUGGAACAGGAAGUAUCCCAUUUGCAUACGUUUGGCUGAAGAAGAAAUGAAUGUGGAGGAGGAGACAGUUGAGGGACAGGGGGUGAGACAGAAAGCGGAGAAGCCCAUUGGCCGUCCUAUCACACUGUUUCUCUUUGGAAGAACGGGGCGGGAAAAAGAGGAGUGGUUCCAUCGACUGCUUUCUGCAUCCAGUUACAACGAAGAGGACCAUUUUGAAUGCAUACUUGACAAAUCUGUGUUGCAUGAGGAAAACCCUUUGGGUAUCUUACAUGGUGGUGAAAGCAAGGAAAGCAAUGAAGAUGUGUUUCACAGUGACCCCAUUGGCAAAGCAAAGGAUGACAUUUUACCAGACUAUACUUCCUACAUGAUCGGUCUCAUCUUCUCAGGAUAUGCGGGUCCUCUGUCAAGCUCCUGCCAUUCCAGCCCCCAAAGUAGUCCCACUGACAAACAGCAGCACAACUUUUGCUGCCAUGACGAUGAAACAAGGCCUGUAUGGUUGAAUGCUCUGAUUGGCCGAAUCUUUUGGGACUUCCUUCAUGAGAAGUACUGGGCCGAUCAAGUGGCAUCUAAGAUACAACGGAAGCUAAGCAAAAUCCGGCUGCCUUACUUCAUGGAUGAACUGACCCUUUCCGAACUGGCCAUGGGCUCCAGCAUGCCCCAGAUAACAGGCACGGCUCUGCCACAGGUCAACGGGAGAGGUCUUUGGUUGCAUUUGGAGGUGGAGUACACAGGGGCUCUACAGAUGAAUCUGGAGACCAAGAUAAACCUCUCCAGACUUGGGAAGGAGGGAGUCCUGGAGGCAGACACAGAGCUUGAGGCCAUCAAUGAUUUGAGCAGGUCUAGGCUCUCAGUGCUGGCUGACAGUGAGGAGGAAUCCUCAAGUGCAGGAUCCUCAGAUGAAGAAGAAAUGUCAUCUGUUGACACACAUGGAGCUCCCACAGAGAAGACCCAACCUGCUGCUGAGGGAGCUGCAGCUGGUGGCAGCACUAGUAGGCGGAUUUUGAGAUUCGUCGACAAGAUUGCUAAAUCAAAGUAUUUCCAGAAGGCCACCGAAAAUGAAUACAUAAAAAAGAAGUUUGAAGAAAUGUCCAACACCCCUCUGCUGCUCACUGUGGAAGUUCAAGAGCUCUCAGGAACACUUGCUGUCAACAUACCACAUCCCCCUACAGACAGAAUAUGGUAUGGUUUCUGCGUGCCCCCGAAGCUUGAUCUAAGAGUCAUACCUAAGCUUGGAGAGCGAGAAGUGACUUUCUGUCAUGUGACCGAAUGGAUAGAGAAAAAGCUUAAGGAUGAGUUUCAGAAAGUUUUAGUUUUGCCCAACAUGGAUGACAUUUACUUACCACUAAUGCAUUCUGGGAUGGACAAUGUACACCCUGCACAAGUUUCCCAUCACUCCUCUGUAGCCUCCACUGAACGGUGUGAUCUGGAACAUUCUUCAGAAAUACAGUAGUGCCUCCUUGUGGACCGACAUAAAAAUGCAAUACUUUCAGAAACUGUAACAAAGAUUCAGUUUCAUUUAUACAUCACAGCACAGUUUCAGUAGGUUUCAAAUAUGCUUAAGCAGUAAGUUACAACAGGCUGUGGUUUAUUGUUGUUUUUAAUAUAGUCGUGGACAGUUUCAUAAAUAGUUACCACAGUAGAAAUAUUAAAGGGAUGCUCCAGCCAAAUAUUACAUUUACCCCAUGAUGUACUCAAUCUCAAGCAAUCCAAAAUACAUAUGUCCAUCAUUUUUCAGACAAACACAUUUGGGGUUAUUUUAGUAAAUGUCCUUGCUCUUCCAAGCUUUAUAAUAAUAGAAAAAAGGAUCAACGUCUGACUUUAAACCCCACAAAAGUGCAUUCAUCCCUCACAGAAGUAAUCCACAUGGCUCUAAUGGGUUAAAAAAUGUCUUCUGCGGGAAUCAAUGCAAUUUUAUACAAAAAAUAUUCAGAUUUCAAAAUUGUAAACGGUAAUAACUAGCUUCCCAUAACAGCACCAUCUUGGACUCACAUGAUUCACAAGAGUUUUAGCGUAAUGAGCAUUCGUGACACUUUGUAUGCAACUUCUAUUAUAUGUUCUUAAAUCUGAUGUAUGUGUACGUUAUAAUGUAUUUUUAUGAUUCUGUAAAGCGCUUUGGUAUGCAACUUUAAAGGUGCUAUAUAAAAUAAAGUUUAUUAUUAUUAUAACAGAAGCUAGUUAUUAUAGUUUAUAAAGUUUAAAAUUAAGAUAUUUUAUAAAUCAGGGAUACCUGAUCCCUGUGUUCUCCCAUUAUAAGCUUGGAAAAGCAAUGGCAUUUUCUAAAAUUACUCCAAAUGUGUUGGACAUCUGUAUCUUGGAUUGCUUGAGAGAGAGUAUACAUCAUUGGAUAAUUUUGAUAUUUGGCUGGAGUAUCGCUUUAAGAAUGCAAAUGUUCAAGUAAAACAAAUUCUUUAAACAAAAUGAAUUACUUUGUGGGCUGGAACUAUUCAUUUUAUAACCUCACAUACAUGAGAUUGAAUUCAUAAUAAUAAUAAUAAUAAUGCAUUUUAUUUCAUGGCGCCUUUCAGAACACCCAAUGUCACCUUACAAACAAUAUACAGGUCACUGGAUAGGACAGAACGCACAAAAGAGAAACAGCAUAUGCAUGUAAAAUGCAUUUAGAUCUCAAUAAAACAUUGCAUAAACAGCCUGUAUAAAAAUAUAUGUCUUAAGACGGUUUUUAAAAGUCAACAAGCACUCGCUAUUGCGAACAUCAAGGGGAAGAGAGUUCCAUAGGCAUAACUAAAAGAUCUGGCACCCAUGGUAGUAACAUUAUUAACAUUACAGUAAUAAAUACAGCUUUCUUGCCAGCUUAAGUUUACUGAUGCAAUACUACUUUGUACAUGCUUAUUUUAUUGCAUUAUUGCAUCAUGUCAUGACUGCUGUUUCAAGUAUUAUUAGUUAUAAAUCCUUAAAUGUUGAAGUUCCAUAUUAAAUGUAUACAAAUAUAAUAAUUAAACUUGUUAAAUAACACAGCUCG